Aspergillus neoniger CBS 115656 is the source of this 1266-nucleotide messenger RNA. Its product is annotated as glutathione S-transferase-like protein. Lineage: Eukaryota; Fungi; Ascomycota; Eurotiomycetes; Eurotiales; Aspergillaceae. The transcript has a single exon. The record is from RefSeq and is a predicted model, not a curated record. Bases 300 to 1148 code for a protein of 282 amino acids.
UGCAGUUUCCAGAAUUAGCCAUGGAAAGACUCAAAAUUUUACACUUUAACACAGAUCUCUUACCUGAGGAUCUCCAGAUUCGGGGAUUCUGCCCUACCCGAGCUUCCCAUUCCACGUGACGUUACCCUGCAGGCCCAGCUAUAUAACUCAACCUCAAUCCUCAUGAACAUCACCUGAAAUUCCCAUUCAAGAGCUCAAUUGCACAUUAUACUACCUAACCUCCCAAUCGAUCAGCCUCAUACACACAAAUUUCACCAAGUAUAACCCUCAAUUAUUGCAUGACCUCCGCACCAUCCACAAUGGCAACCACAACCACCACCUCCAACCCCACCCCAACAAUGACCUACUACGACAUCGCCAUGCGGCCUCCAGUAACGGGGAACGCAGCAGCCGUAAACCCCUGGAAAGCGCGCCUGGCCCUGAACUUCAAGAACGCCCCCUACUCCACAACAUGGGUCAAGCUCCCCGAAGUAUCCAAAGUCCGCCGCAGCCUGAACCUCCCCGCAUGUCGCAAAUUCGCCGACGGUAGCGACUUCUACACCCUCCCCAUCCUCUCCGACCCUACCACAAACUCCCUCAUCGGCGACUCUUUCGACAUCGCCGUCUACCUACAAAAGACCUACCCCGCUUCUGGUGACGGGGAUCUCUUCCCUCCGCAGAACCUGGACUAUGAACUGAAGGAGGAGCUGAAGGUGCUGGUACCGCUAUCGGAGCGGAAUGAUACCGAGUAUGCGGAUUACGCAAGGUUCAACAAUAAUGUUGACGCGGCGUUCAGCGUGCAUACAUUAUUGAUGGUGCAGAAGAUGCCGUUUGAUCCGGAGACGGCGGAGGAGAGUAAGGCGGAGUUUGUUCGGCGGGCGGGGUUUAAGUCAUGGGAUGAUUUUGCUCUUGACGGGGAGAAGAGGGAGCAGGUGUUGAGUUCGUUCCGGGAUAUGCUGGGGGACUUGGCGAAGAUGUUUGAGAGGGACACUAGUGGGCCGUUUUUGCUGGGGCAGAGGCCUAGCCAUGCCGACUUUAUUGUGGGUGGGUGGUUGAGGAUGUCGAGGGUUACGUUGCCGUCGACGGAGUGGGAGCAGUUGAGGGGGUGGCAUGGAGGUGUUUUUGGGAGGUUGCACGAUGCGUUGGAUGUUUAUGCUGAGGUAAAAUAGGCUAACAGAGUUGGUGAGAGGGGGUACUUGGUGGACAAGAAUAGAAGAAGGAAGGGAAAGUAUUGUAUAAUAAAGCAUAUAAAUUUAUACAUCAAAUGCUUUCUAUAAGCAAGAUUUA